Messenger RNA from Haemonchus placei, 438 nucleotides. Lineage: Eukaryota; Metazoa; Nematoda; Chromadorea; Rhabditida; Trichostrongylidae. The record is from the annotation of a GenBank genome assembly.
UCACACAACACUCGGCUUGGCACAUUUGACCUGGUCCUCGGGAGCAGACGUGGAACAAGCAUUUUCGAUUUCUUUGCAGCUAUGGCAAUCUCGAGAUCCCCUAUUGCUGGUACCGAAUUUACGGUGAUCGCGUCGGCUGUAAGGAGGAUAGGGACGAGAAGGGCGAUCAAUGCUGUGCGGAUACGAUUGGUGGAAAGGAUAUCCAUCAAAGGACAUAUCAUAAUCAUCAGCAGGGUAAUCCUGAGCAUGAAUGUAUGAAGAAAGUAGCCCAAAAACAGCCAGCCGCCUCAGAAAAGAUUCCAUUCUAUUCCGUUGGUGGAGUAUACACUCGUGAUGAACACUCUCUUGGACAGAAAAGUUAAGUCGAUGCACCUCGCUGAUGGGAUGAGCGAGAAAAUCUGCGAAAAUGAACCAAUCCCGAAGGAUAAGCCAAAGUAA